Molecule: messenger RNA, 1452 nt
Organism: Melitaea cinxia (Glanville fritillary)
Lineage: Eukaryota; Metazoa; Arthropoda; Insecta; Lepidoptera; Nymphalidae
Exons: 7
Coding region: 1-1104 (367 amino acids)
Source: RefSeq, a predicted model, not a curated record
AUGGCGUCGAUUAAAUAUUUAUUAAUUUUCGUGUUAUUUAUAAAUGGAGUAAGGAGUGAUAGUUUAUUUGAAAGGUCGUACGAGUACGUUAUGAAUUUGGGAAAGAAUUUAGGGCCGACGUUUAAUGGUUUUUUGGAUUGUUUCGGGGAGAGGGAUGCUUGGUCUUGCACGAGGGAAAUGGCGGGAAGAUUGCUUGACAGCUGGGAUAGAGAUGUUGAGAAGCAAAGGAAGCUAUGGGCAGAUGCUGCAGAUGCUGAAGUGACGUCAUCUGGCAGGUCAUUUGAGGAGAUGCCUUCGAAGCUGGGGCAAGAGAUUGAGCUGUCUCUUGCGGCGCUAACAAAUACAGUACAGAACAGCAUGGCAAGAGCCUUGUCGAGAAAGAAGCACGACGACGGGGGUGGAAUAGACAGCAUCACGAUAUCGACAUCGAGCAACGAAAAGAAGAAGAAAAUGAAAAAGAAGAAGCAGAAACCACCGAAGAUACAUCUGGUCCAUCCAGUGAUGAUGCCCAUGCAGAAGGACGAAAAAGGUCGUAGUUUUGGGAAGGUUCAAUCGUGGGUUGUUGGACAGAAUGCUACUAGACGGGGGAGGGGUUUUCUGGAUGAUAUGUGGAGCCUCGGAGCGAAGACCCUGGAUUCGAUGGCGGAGCAUGUGUUGGAAAUGGAAAGUUCAGAGAAUGGAAUCGUAGACCGCAGUUCAGUAGCAGAACAAAGAGGUAAAAAGAAGAAGAAAAAGAAGGCCAUCUUGAAGCUCUUGAUUCUGGGAGCCGUGCUCAAAGCGAAAAUCGGAACAUUGUUACAGAUCCUAUCUUUCAAAUUACAGGUCAAGUUCUUCAUAAUAGCUCUCAUCGGUUUGGCGAUCAACUUGGCGAGAUUCUGGGUCGAGUUGAAGAACAAACACCAACAGCCUCAAAAGGUGAUAUAUUAUGAGCAUGCGCAACAUCAGCACCACUACGAACACGAGGAGGAGCCCGGCUGGGGACCCUGGUCGAGGAGUAUGGAACCUGAAGAAACAGAGUCAGAAAUAGGUGAAAACAAUUCACCGUACAGGGGACAAGAGGCAGUCGUCCAGUACCCAUCGAGACCCCUCUUAACCCUUUCUUAAUUUAAUUAAUUGAUUAAUUAAUUUAUUUAUAGUCCAUUAGUCAAUAUUUAAUUAGAAAUAAAUAUAAGGGAUCUUACAAAAUUUUUAGUAAAUUUGCAUUUAAAAUUGUUAACUUUUGGUUAAAACUUUGCAUUUAUUAACAAAAUUGUUAAUUUAUAAUUUUAUUUUUAAUAAAACGAGCUAUGAUUUGCAAGAUUCCGCAUUUUAAAAUUUGUUAUGUAAUUUAAAAUUUUCGUUCGGAAUAUUGCAUUUUUAUAUUAAUUGUAAAUGUCGAUUGGUCUGUGGAAAUUGUAAUUUAUUUUUAUUUAUAUUGUGAGUGUGGUUGUUGAAUAAAAGAGAUAUUAUUUA